UACUUUAAUCCGUAAUAAUUAAUAAACUAAUUAAAAAUUAUGAAUAAUGUUCACGCCAAAUUUUUAUUUUUUCACGCCGGAUCUAACGAUAUGUCUCCUGUCCGGGGCUUAAGAAACACCGUGUAUUAUUGAAAAUUUCUAUAAAAAUGUUCUCAUCUCUGAUUAUUGAGUUUUUCAUCAGUUGAAAUAACAUACGAUAUUGAAUUCGGAAUUUUCAUAAUGGGCUACAAAAAUGAAUACCAUAGAUCAAUUGAUGAAUAUAAUUUAGCAACACCCAUUCAAUUGAAAAUGGUAUGCUAUUGGGUCUUGGCUGGUUUAAGGAUAGUACUGACAUUCCUGCCACAAAUUGGUUAUAUACAUCCUGAUGAAUAUUUUCAAUCAAUAGAAGUAAUUGCAGGCGAUUACUUUGAUAUCGAUGUUUACAAACCAUGGGAGUAUAAUGCUUCCUUUCCCGUACGAACAGCUGUGUUUCCCUAUUUAAUUGUUGGAACAUCAUAUUCUAUUCUAAGCAGAUUGUCCCCAUAUUCUAUUUAUUUAUUUGGUACACCUUUAAAAUCACCAUACUUUCUAAUCUUAUUCCCACGACUACUUAUGUGUGGUUUCUCGUUUGUUUCCGACUAUUGCCUUUAUAGAAUAUGCAAUUUGUAUAAUCAGAAUUAUAGAGUGAGAUUAGUCACAUAUGCCAGUUCUUACAUUAUGAUCACAUAUGCUACAAGAACAUUUUCUAAUAGUAUUGAGCUUGUAUUAACGUCUUUAUUGUUGCACUUUGUAUCGGAAUGCAUGGCCUAUUCAGAGAAGAUUGUCUUUCAAAGUGAUCAUCUCUUUGAAAGGUACAGACGAGCCUCAAGCGAUGUGGAAAGAGUCAAAUAUUAUAAGCUACUGGCAUCUUUGCCACAGCAUUCCUUGAAUCACUGUCUCAUUUUGGCAACUAUAACCGUUGCUGGUAUUUUCAAUAGACCGACCUUCAUAGCUUUUGCAUUUCCACCAAUAUUCUUUUGGCUUCAAAGAGGUCUUGGUUCGAAAACUGUAGGGCUUCUUGACUUCCAUAUAAGAAUCUUUACAUUUAUUCUAUAUGGCAUUCCCACUGCUAUUUUCUUUAUACUCUUUGAUAGUUUUUACUUUGGAUACUUAACAUUAGCCGAGAUACAUAAUUUAGACAUUGGCAUGAAGAACUUUGUAGUGACUCCACUCAAUUUUCUAAAGUACAAUUCAGAAACUAAAAAUCUUGCUAGUCACGGCCUCCAUCCACGUUUUCUACACUUCCUAGUAAAUGUACCACUAUUGUAUAACGUUCUUGGAAUCAUUGGUCUCAUCACCUUUGGUAAAAUGAUAUACAGUGGCUUGAAAGCUCGAUGGCUUGAGUUACCACGUAUCCAAAGCAUUAUCGGUCUGAUGACAACGUCAUUCAUCCUGCCAAUAUUGAUUCUGUCUAUAUUUCCACAUCAGGAGCCACGUUUCAUUAUUCCUGUGACUCUGCCACUAGUGUUUCUCUAUGCCGAAAAGAUAUGCGACAACCCAAGUACAAAAACAGUUGCUUAUGUUAAUUAUAAAGCGAGAAAGCAAUCACAGCAGCGAAAAAAUUCGAAAAUUCGAAAACUUGUUGCCACAUGGUAUAUUUGUAACACGUUGUUGGCCUUCUUUUACGGUUUUGCUCAUCAGGGCGGUGUGUUUCCAUUGGCAACGCACAUUGCUGCAGAACUGAAAGCUAAACCGCAUCUGACACAUAUUCAUGUAUUCACAUCGUAUACAUACUCGUUCCCAACAGCUUUAAUCCAACUAAGAAAUACAAAAAGAACGUACAUAACAAAGGAUAAAUAUAAGUAUCGUUUGACCAAAGAUUUCUUUCUUUAUGAACAAGGUGCCAGGGAUAUCGAUGAUAUUUAUGAGGACAUUGCCAAAAAAUUACAGGAGUGCGAAAAACAGUUUAUGGUUAAAAAGAUUCCAUAUAGGUUCUAUUACGCACUUCCUGUAACUUUAUUUGAUGACUUUAUGGAAUAUGCAUUUAAGAAUAAUUCAAGAUUAAUUCAUUAUCGUGUUAUAAGGACGUUUUAUCCACAUGUAACCGUAGAAUGGUUACCGUUUCUUGAUACGAUUAAGCACUGUAUUUUUUAUGGAAAAUCGGAGGUCUGCAUUCAGCAAUUAUUUGAAAAACCAGCAGAAAAUGUAUUCAAGCUUUUACGUCAGUUUGGUUUGCUGUUAUUGAGAAUUGAAUAUCCCACCAAGGAAACAAAUCAAAACAUUAUUUUAUAGCCCACGAAGACGCCAUGCUUCUCAUGUCUUAAUAGAUAUUCAAAUCGGCAAGUAUUCACUCUCAAUCUUGUUCCAUAUUGAGACUGACGUUGAUAUUCCGAUAAUGAAUACAUUAAUAUCUUUCAAAUCUUUUAACAUUGACUUAAUGCUUACUACUGAUCCAAUUGAUAUUAGAAACGAUUGUUAAGUGACAAAUAAUAACGUGGAAGUUGACUAAUCGAUAAAUCAUUUAACAAAAUGUCAUAUAUACGAGUUGGUAAUUACAUCUAAAAUAGAAUUAAGAAGGCCUGGAGUCAAUGAAUGGUUAGGAAUAAAUAAGUUUUGAUUGUUCGCUACUCAACAUUUCUAUUUUUUCGUAUAGGAGAACGUUACAUAAAUCUUAUUCGAUAAAUUAAUUUGUUUAAUUAAAUUAA
Molecule: messenger RNA, 2663 nt
Organism: Cephus cinctus (wheat stem sawfly)
Lineage: Eukaryota; Metazoa; Arthropoda; Insecta; Hymenoptera; Cephidae
Gene: PIG-Z
Product: GPI mannosyltransferase 4
Exons: 5
Coding region: 220-2250 (676 amino acids)
Biological process (GO): GPI anchor biosynthetic process
Cellular component (GO): endoplasmic reticulum membrane
Molecular function (GO): alpha-1,2-mannosyltransferase activity
Source: RefSeq, a predicted model, not a curated record